CCCAACCCGGCAGUCCCGACUGUACUUUUUCUUGGCUAGGAAGUUGACGCUGGUGGUGGAGGAAAGGGGGUUAAGCGCGAGUGUCGCCUGUGUUGACUUUUUUUUUUAACAGCUACCCCCCCAGCCACCCUCACUAUAUACCCUAAUAUCUAUAGAGAGCCAGCUUAACUAGAGAUCUACUCCUCUCUUUCUCUUUCUCCCCCUCUUUUUUUUUUAAUUGCUUGCUUGCUUGCUUGCUUUCCCCUUCAUUGAACUGUGGGGCUCGUACGAUGUCCAAGAAUGUCCAUUACUGGAACUCUUAGCAAUUAUUAUGUCGACUCCAUUAUAAGUCAUGACAGCGAAGACUCGCCUGCCGCCAAAUUCUCUUCCGGGCAGUACUCAAACUCCAGGCAAACUAGCCACAGUGAACACCUCGAGUUCCCCUCUUGUAGUUUCCAGCCCAAAUCGUCCGUUUUCAGCGCUUCUUGGACGCCUCUGACGCCACACACGGCGGCGACCCUUCCUUCGGUCUACCAUCCUUACAUCCAGCACCAAAACAUCCCUACCUCCGAUAGCAGGUAUCUACGGAGCUGGCUGGACCCCGUGCCCAGAACAGAAAACAUAGCUGGGCAGGGACCCGUUAAAACCGAACCGCUGCUGGGACACGCGGGGGAGAUCCGUAAAGAGGGAGCUCAGGACUACCCGGUAGAAACUUCUGCUGGAAGGGAAGGAGGCAUCGCUUCCAAUCAAAGGCCCAGCAGCUUCGAGGACAAUAAAGUUUGUGAAGGAAGCGAGGACAAAAGCAGGCCAGAUCAAACCCCGGGAUUGCAGAUAGAUAAAAACCUUGCCCAAGACAGCUGCUCGGUUCCAGAGGGCCACGGUGCCCAGGGACGUCCUGUGCAAUCUAGUUUAGAAGGUAAUCCUGCAGCCAAUUGGUUGCAUGCUCGCUCUUCAAGGAAGAAACGAUGUCCCUAUACCAAGUAUCAGACCCUGGAGUUGGAGAAGGAGUUUCUGUUCAAUAUGUACCUCACCAGGGACCGUAGACAUGAAGUGGCCAGGCUUCUCAACCUGAGUGAAAGACAAGUCAAAAUCUGGUUUCAGAAUCGAAGGAUGAAGAUGAAGAAAAUGAACAAGGAACAGGGCAAAGAAUGAAGAUUCCCUAUCCUUUCCUGCUCCCCCCUCCCUCCCUCCUCAUCCUCUCAGUUUUGGCGCAGUCUGCAAACUUAAGUUCUAUUUAUGGGCAAUGACUUCCCCAGUGGUGCUUGAGAGGACAACAAAAAUCAAGCCAAAUCAGAAGCAGACCUCCUGGCUGGCAUGCCAGGAAUACAUAAUGACUGCACCUGUUUGUUUCCAUUGGGUCUCUUCAGCUUUCUGAAGAUCUGGAGAGAGGUUUGGGACAACUUUCAACCACCAGGAAAAAAAAGAGAGAGAUGUGUGUGUGUUACUUAUAACAAAGUAAUUGAAGACAGUAUCACCUUUAUUAAGUGGAUGGUCUUUAUUAACACACUUCAGCUCUCCAACCAAUUUUUAAAAAAUCACAGACAAGAAAGCUACCUGAAACUAAGGACAUUUUCCACCUGGCUCUUCCUCUGAGGGAGAUGAUUGGAAAUGAGAACUAAAUGAUAAUAAGGGAGAUGGUGAUUCCAGGUAGAUGGUCCCUUGUACUUCUUCAGAACUCUUUUUGCUUCUUAAGAAGGGCGGGAUCAUCACUUGAUCUGUAUAGUCAAUUGGUAAAACUAUGGAAAGGAAAGCACGUCAUCCUCUAAUUUGUCCCUCUCUUGAGAGCCAGGAGGAAUUGCAUUGUACAUUCAGUUCCAUCCUGUUCUUCCUUGAAGUCAGCUUUUCCCAUGAUCCUGGCCUGCAGAUGUGUGGAAGUCUAGGUCCCAUAGUCCCCUAGCCAAAGUCUUGGCUGCAGACUAUGGGAUCUAUAGUCCAGGUUAUCUGGAGGGUGCCAGCUUGGGUAUCGCUAUUUAAGACAAAUUCGUUUGUGGUGGAACAUCCAAUUCUCUAACAAAAGAUUAUUUAUCCAGCCAUGGCUGUUCUACAUGCAAAGACUGUGAGAGAGACCCUCAGAAUACAGACAGGGCACAAACUCUAACUAGGCUUCCUAUUUGUGUAAAUGAGCUUGCGCAGUAAAACUUCCCGGGUAGGUGCAGCAUGUGCUUAUACUUCCACAUCAAGGUAAUUGCAAGUUUUAAGGGACCAGAGGUGGGUUAGAAGGCAGACAUCGUCGAGAGAUGGAGUGAGGAGGGCUUUACAAAAGUGAAGAAAAACUUUGUGUUUUAGUGUCAGACUAUUUAUAACUUAUUGUGAAAACCGGAUAGUCAGAAAACCAUUCAAGUGACAUGUGCGGUGGUGGUGGGGGGUGAUCUCUGGAUUUUUCUCCCUUUUCUUCUCCAUCCAGGUCAGUGUUGAGAAGUUUUCACACCUGAAUGUUCUAGGACUACUUUCAGUCUGCACCCCAUUGCUUCUGGAAGACAAAUCUAUUUUUCAACUUUCCAUGAAAAUGAAAAGACCUUCAAGCAAGCAGCAUAGAAGGGCUGUGAUGACUUUAGGAAUUGGAAAGGUUUUUUUUAAUGCAACAUAUGCAUUUCAUCGUUGUUUACAAAAAAAAAUACCUAUUUCAUUCCCCCAAAGGGGGAUUCUCUCAUCUCUGAAAGUCUCAUCCCUUUAAAAUUGCCCUAUGUGGGAUUCUGUUUUCCUUAUGGCUGUUCAAACAACUUUCCAUUCCGUUCUUUGGUGAGGCUUGGGGAGGGGAAGUAGGUAGGUAAGUAACUUUAUUGCAAGGUGAUUAUAUGGUGUGUGCAAGUUCCCCCCCUUGUUUUUAUAAAAAAAAUGUGUUUGUCAUUGUGCUUUUGUGAAUGUUCUGCUAGUUUCCUGUGGCAUUUAGGAGUAUAAAACCAGACCUAUACAUAUUCGUUCCAGAACUGGAGAGGAAUACACAUGUAAUAAUGCAUUCCUCAUUGUUUUCCAUAUUUCCAGACUGAGUUACUACUUUUUAGAAAUAAUGUCAUUAUGGGGAGCAAAGUUUUCAUAUCAGAACAAACGGGUGGGCAACUGAAAGGGUGGGAGAGGGAGGGAGAAUUUAAGUCUAUCUUUCAAGAUCUUUCUAGACAAAACAGUCCCAACAGAGAAAUCUAAUUUCAUAGAGUGUUGUAUAGAAUUUUUAUACCGUUUUUGCCUGCUGACAAACUGUUGUUCUUUAGAAAUUUGAUAGGCAUAUUUUAAUCUUUCAAAACAGUGAUUCCUGGUUUGAAAGAUUUUCUGCAGACACAAGUAAUACAGUCUUUUAAGGUUUAGUUCAGUGUAAAAUAAUAAUGAUGAUGAUUCUGCAUUUUAAAAAGAAUGGUUUGGUGGGUUUUUUAAAAAGGGUUCCAAGGGUUCCUCAAAACCCUUGAAAUCCUUGGUUGCUAUAUAGAUUGAGGGUGGGUGGAGUGAAAAGUAAACCGAAGGCAAACUGAAGUGAAUUUCUUUUUAUAGUUUACAAAAUUAACUCUAACAUGUCCCAAUUGUUCAAAUUAGUCAAACUUCACAUUGUCUUACAAAAGCCAAUUUCAUAAUGGAAUUUCCAAGGAAUUAUUUUCCAAACUCUUUAUUUCCCCUAGCAAAAAUAAAAUCGAAAUGUUGCUUUGUUUGACUUUAAAUGCGAUCAUCCAUGUGAGGGUGUCUAUUGCACCAGUUGAGAUUUUGAUAGAAUUCUGUUGUUUGUCUGUGUUCCUUUAAUCGACCCGGGUGCCUCAAAUGGAUCUCAAAGCACAUCCUUUCGAAGAUCUCCCUGAAACAUUAACAUUUUGUUGGGGGGGGGCGAUAAUAUCUCUGUAUAUGUAUUAACAUUUUCAGUCAUUUUAAUCACAAGCUCAUCCCUAGACUUUGUUAGAGAAGCUCUUUUUUAACUGCAAAAAAAAAAAUUAGUUAGGCAUGUGUUAAUAUUUAAAGAAAAACUAGCUGAUUUCACUAGAAAAAAAAAUCUGUCUUAAGAAGGAAAGAAUGUUGAAAAAUCAUUAUUGUUUAUUCUAUUCCUUAGGGUCAAAAUGUGUUUUCCACAGUUGUUCAAUGCCUCAGAAUAAAAAUCGAUUCAAGAGGGGAAGACGACCUAUAUCUCAUUGUGUUAUACUGCUUCUUUUAGAACGUGAGAAAUAUUUGCAGCUGUUGUUCGCUUAUUCUUGAGAGUGUCGAGGACGUGUUAUAAAGAUCUUUGUUUUUUGUUUUGUUUAGUUUGGUUAGAGAGUCUCUCUGUACUUCUUAUUUUUAAUUGUUUUUCUAAGUGUCAUUUAGGAAAGCUUGUAAGAGUUUCUUAUGUGUAUAUUUGUUUCCUUCCACGUUAGACUGGUUACAUCUCUUAAACCCAUUCAAGCAAAACAGAAAUAAAGCGGUUGUCUGUCUUUCAAUUUGUGCUGAAUUUGUAGCGAGUCCUUGUUAUCACUUUUUUCAAACCAAGAAAAAGAAUGGACAGCUGAAUGAAAGAGCAUACAGGGUUGAAUGAAUAUUGUGCUGAUAUUAUGGAAGGAUGGUGGAUCUUGCAGCCUAGGAUAGGAAAAUGAAAGGUUUUCAGACACAGACAGGCAAACACACACAC
This is a messenger RNA of Pogona vitticeps (central bearded dragon), 4555 nucleotides long. RefSeq names its product homeobox B9 (gene HOXB9). Gene Ontology annotation, molecular function: RNA polymerase II cis-regulatory region sequence-specific DNA binding; DNA-binding transcription factor activity, RNA polymerase II-specific. The record is from RefSeq and is a predicted model, not a curated record. Gene Ontology annotation, cellular component: nucleus. Gene Ontology annotation, biological process: anterior/posterior pattern specification; regulation of transcription by RNA polymerase II; proximal/distal pattern formation. Lineage: Eukaryota; Metazoa; Chordata; Lepidosauria; Squamata; Agamidae.